Messenger RNA from Penicillium crustosum, 732 nucleotides. RefSeq lists its product as uncharacterized. Bases 1 to 732 code for a protein of 243 amino acids. The record is from RefSeq and is a predicted model, not a curated record. Lineage: Eukaryota; Fungi; Ascomycota; Eurotiomycetes; Eurotiales; Aspergillaceae. The transcript has a single exon.
AUGUGUCAUUCCAUUAUCUAUUAUUAUGCCCUAUGCCGACACCUAGACCAGGAUUCAACCCACCAAAUCGCGUGCCACAAUGCUUUUAGAACAGGCUAUGAGUGCACCGAAGAGCCGCAAAGCACAUCCUUCAUCUCCCUUAUAGGGAAUUGUCUGCAAUGCAAGCUGAAUCAUCUAAUGCUACGCCAGUCUACCUAUCGCGAAUGGCGGAGAGAAGAUCUUCUGGACGCAUUAAACGAUGCAUUCCAGUAUAGCGAAGACGAUGGCUGGACUACGGAUGACAGCGACGCCGAGGAACUUGAUAUGGAGACGUUGUUCUCCCAAUCUCCUGCCUUGGCUCGUAGAAACCCCACUGAUCGAGAUGAGAACCGGGAGACCCAUAUGUCCUUCCACAGCGGUCCGGCACGCACGCCAACCAUAGUGGAACAGUCCUCGCCUCACUUAUCUUCUGUCGCUUUGGUUGAACAUGUUGACGAUUACUCAGAUGAUGAGGAGUACGUCUACGAGGAUUCUUUGUCAGCACCUCAGCCUCGGGCGCGCCGGAGCUGGCGCUCUUGGAUUCCUAUUCCUACUAGGUUUGUGCGCAACCAGCAGAAUCCUUCAUAUAUGGCAUUUGUCACUGAUGACCAUAUGGUGGACACAGAGGCUUUACUCGGUGCUUCUAAGCCGAAGGAUCAUCGGACUUGGCGCUCCUGGAUUCCACUUCCGACUAAGAAGGUGUCGGGGCAAUAG